AUUUAAACUAUGUCACAAGCAGACUCAGAAAUAUGGCUUGAAGAGUACGAAAGCAUUCGUGCUCAGCUCAUUGAGAUGUAUCUCAGUGUCAAGGUCCGACCUAGUGAAGACAUGAAAGAUUUUAAACAAGAUUCUCUUGAAUUAGAGCGUGAAUGCUUUGCUGACACUUCUGUGCAAGAUCUUAUUAACUAUAUUUAAAACCUCUAUUGAGAUCUUAAUGAAUCUCAGAAUAGAAGAAUACCUUAAACUUAAGAAGGAAGAGAAAGACAGUAAGCAGCAAAGCAAGAGCCAGGAUUCAGGAAGAGUUUCCACUGAACCUCCCCAAGAUUAUGAGGAAGUGAUUCAAAAAUUUGAAGGAGAUGUCAGAAAGCAUAUCAGGAUUGAACAGCAAAUGAAGAUUCACUCUGAUAAUCUGCAACAGAAGCUUGAAGAUAAGGAGAAGGAAUAUAAUCAACUAUAUGAUAAGAAUAAGAGAAUGAAAGAAGAUCAUCAAAGGGAAAUGAAAAUGUUGAAUUUAUUGAUAAGUAAAUAAAGAAAAAGAGCUCCAAAAUCAAAAGAAUCUUAUAGAUGUUCAAUCAAAGGAGAUCGAGGAUCUUGAAUCCCAUAAACCACAACCCAAUACUUCAAAAUCUUUUAUGGAUCGGAGGAAGAUUUUGAAUAACUCUAAACUUGAAACUCCCCAAAUGAACUCAUACACUUGUGAAACUUCUAAAUAAAAGAAGAAGCAUGAAACAAAGAACAAUCUCACAGAUGGCAGAGAACGCAGAUAAAAUGAAAUCAAAAUUAAUUAAGGUUCAAAAUACUUUUAAUACUACUACUGCAUCAACUAAUAACUUUAAGACUUCAGAAGGUUCUCUACCAAAGCAUAAGAGAUCUAAAACACAAGGGAAUGGGAUGGGGAGCAAUGAUGCUAACUCUUCCUUUAAAUCUGACAAGACUAAAGACCUUGUAGCUCAGAUGAAAAAUGAAUUUGACACUUUUUACGACAAAAAACCAUCCCGCAAGACUGUUUAUCUAAAUAAGGCCCAACUUAAAAAGCAGAAUAAGAGAUGCAGCUCUACUGGAGGAAGUAAAAUGGGAGGGAUGGCUUUCAAGAAGAAGCUUGCAGUCUUUUCAAAGAACACUAAUGCUGCUAUCUCCAUUCAGAAUAGAAAAUAUAUUCAGAAAUCUAAAUAAAGAUGCUUUAUCAAGACUUAAUAAUUCUCUGACAAAGAACCCUGGAAAUCCCAGACAAGAAUAUAUGGAUCAGAUGAAGAGAAAGCAGAGAUAUACUGCCCUUGACCAUGCAGCUAUGGAUCCAAAGAGGAUAAAGAUGUCUCAGAAAAGCAUCCAUUCAGGGAACUCGAACUCAUUCACUGGAACAUACCCUGCAAGAUAACAUUUGCUAAUCAUUUAUAAGUGUUGCGUUUACCAAUGAUACAUC
Moneuplotes crassus is the source of this 1423-nucleotide messenger RNA. The record is from the annotation of a GenBank genome assembly. Lineage: Eukaryota; Ciliophora; Spirotrichea; Euplotida; Euplotidae.